This is a messenger RNA of Knipowitschia caucasica, 1782 nucleotides long. The record is from the annotation of a GenBank genome assembly. Lineage: Eukaryota; Metazoa; Chordata; Actinopteri; Gobiiformes; Gobiidae.
AUGGUCCCCCCAGAGGCACGAGGGCCUAGAGCCGGGCGCAGCCAGAGGAACACCGCCAUAGUGUCUCCGUGGCCGUCCGCCGCACAGAACACAAACUGGUCCAACAACAAUGAUGGAAAAAAGGAUGAGAAGAAAGACGAGAAAAAGGAGGAAAAGAAGGAGGAGAAAAAGGACGACAAAAAAGACGACAAGAAGAAGGAGGAGCUGAAGGAGGUGUGGAUCAUGGACCCGGCCACAGACAUGUACUACUACUGGCUGCUCACUGUCUCGGUCCCCGUCUUCUACAACCUCAUGCUGCUGGUGGCGAGGGCGUGUUUUAACGAGCUGCAGCACGAGAACACCGUCAUGUGGCUGGUGCUGGACCAUUCCUCUGACGUGAUUUACUACAUCGACACGUUCGUGAGACUCAGGACGGGUUAUCUGGAGCAGGGUCUUCUGGUGAGGGACCCCAAAAUCUUAAAGGAGCGGUACAUUAAAACCCGUCAGUUCAAGCUGGACGUGUUCUCUGUCCUCCCCACGGACCUCGUCUUCAUCUACCUGGGAGUGGACAACCCCGAGUGGAGAUUCAACCGCCUGUUACGAUUGUCCCGCCUCUUUGAGUUUUUCGACCGCACCGAGACCCGCACCAACUUCCCCAACAUCUUCCGAAUCGGUAACUUGGUCGGCUACAUCAUCAUCAUCAUCCACUGGAACGGCUGCCUCUACUACGCCGUCUCCAAAGUCCUGGGCUUCGGUUCGGACACGUGGGUCUAUCCUACCGCUGAUAAAAACCCAGAAUUUGGCCGCCUGGCUCGUAAAUACAUCUACUGCUUCUACUGGUCCACGCUUACGUUGACGACGAUUGGAGAAACGCCGCCCCCUGUCCGGGACUUUGAAUAUUUCUUUGUUGUAUGUGACUUUUUAACCGGCGUCCUUAUCUUCGCAACAAUCGUGGGUAACGUCGGUGCCAUGAUCUCCAACAUGAGCGUGGCGAGGGUGGAAUUCCAGGCCAAGAUCGACUCCAUAAAGCAGUACAUGCAGUUCCGAAAGGUCUCCAAAGAGUUAGAGUACAGAGUCGUGAAGUGGUUCGACUAUUUGUGGACAGAGGGAAAAACGUGCGACGAAAAGCUAGUCUUGAAAAACCUCCCGGACAAACUGAAGGCCGAAAUAGCCAUCAACGUCCAUCUCGAGACGCUACGGAAAGUGCGCAUUUUUCAAGACUGCGAAGCGGGGUUGCUCGUGGAGUUGGUUCUCAAACUUCAACCACAGGUUUUUAGCCCCGGCGACUACAUCUGUAAAAAGGGGGACAUCGGACGAGAAAUGUACAUCAUUAAAGGGGGUAAGCUAGCGGUUGUAGCGGACGACGGCGUCACACAGUUUGUCGUUCUUGGCGAUGGAGCGUACUUUGGAGAAAUUAGUAUUCUCGGAAUCAAAGGGAGCAAGGCGGGAAACCGGAGAACAGCCAAUAUCCGCAGUGUAGGAUAUUCCGACUUGUUUGCGUUGUCCAAAGAAGACCUCAUGGACGCGCUGGUUGAGUAUCCAGAAGCUAAAUACGCGCUGGAGGACAAAGGCAGGGCCAUCUUGAUGAAGGAUAACUUGAUCGACGAGGCUCUGGUUUUAGCCACAGACGCCAAGGACUUGGAGAAUAAGGUGAGCGAGAUGGAGGCCAGUGUGGACGUCAUGAUGCUGAAGCUGAAGAAGUUGGAGAACCAGUACGAGUCGUCACAGAGGAAGCUGAAGCAGCGGCUCACCAACAUGAGCAACCAAGUCCGCACACUGCGCUCAGACAUCGACUAUAACUGA